UGGCGAGAAGGGGAAACCGGUUGUACGCUCUCUCAUUCAUUUGCGAAAUUCGCCUAAAACACAGACACAACAUACAAUGCCUUGUCGAAAAGAAAACUACAUUCUGCUGGAGCAGUCUGUUACAGUGGAUUCGAAAGAGGUGGAUGCUUUGGUUACAAAAAUCGGCGAAGUUUUGCAGCUACAUAACAAUAGCGCAAACCAAAAGACGAUGUCAUGUCUCCACGGUCUCACCAGCAACGGCAGUAGCAACGUCAAACAGACCAACAACAACACUGGGGCCCAACCACGGCGCACCGGGUGCUGCAUUCGAUUUCGCAGUCGAGGAGUACGUAGCAGAGCUAGCCCAUACAACAUCCCUGGAUCAAGUGAUCAAGAAUGGGACAAUUUCAAAACUUGGAAUCGAAAGCGGACUGAUGUCACACGUGCUGACGAUAAUCCUCAUCAAUUACUACAAGAAUUAAUAUUGUCUGGCAAUUUGAUUAAAGAGGCCGUCAGGCGACUCCAGUUUUCUCCAUCGGAACGUGGCGAACGUGCAAAAACAAUUGACAAUGCUAGUUUGUGACCACCAAACGGCAAACGUGAACCUUUGCAAUCAAAUUAAUGGUUACGUUCAUGGUGAUGAGUAACAUUGUCGAGGUCAACGUUGUCUAAGGACAUUAAAAACAGCAUAUCAAGCUGGCCUGUGAAAACGUGUCAGCUAGCAAAUGAAUCGGACGGCUAACGAACGACGUCCUGUUAAUGCCAGCUCAUUUGUUUCCCUUGUAAAAUGUGGGGGUGGUUCCCAGUCGAGAGUUUGAAUAUUAUCGUUUUUUAUGGAUUAACUUCUAUGUCUAUGUCCGAUGUUUUGUCAUGAAAUGGGCUUUAUUUUUCUGAAAACUGCCUGGACACUCUUGCUAGCUAGGUAGCUAAAGUUACAAUGUUUGUUGUCUUGGCUAUUCCUAGCUAGUUACCUCGCUGUCUAACAUUUUAAAUACAUGUGGUCGUGGUGGCGUGUGAGAGCAGCAGGAAGAAAAGUGAACCUGAACUGCAAACGGGUCACUCCACCAUGAUCCUGUUUACACACCAUACUACAAGACGCCUGGCGAAGUCCUGUCAGCUCUGGCAUUUAACGUUGGCCUUACCACGUUGAUACCUGUCCUGUGGAUUUUGGCUGUUGGAAGAAAGCGCCCAACUGAAAAGAUUGACCAGGAUGAAUGAUGAAAAUGAUUUGUGUUAAAGGUUCAUUUGAAGACUUAAUAGGUUACAACUUAACGGAUGUAUUUUGUUUUUGUCCCCCUUUUUUACGUGAAUAGCAGUAGCCUAAAUUGAAAUGAGAAUGGACUAAGAUAACGUUUACUCUGGUUUGAACAAGGGGAUCUCACCAAUACAACAGACACGGGUGCUUUUUCUUCGGAUUCCAACUGGAACUCGUUUGUCAUUUUUUCUUUUCCUUCACAUCAAGUAUGUAUGCUUCGCAACGAAGUAUUUUGUAUUCCUGGUUAUUCAGGGAUUUUGGUGUCUUUAAUAAACACGGUGUUUUUGCAAA
Molecule: messenger RNA, 1525 nt
Organism: Sardina pilchardus (European sardine)
Lineage: Eukaryota; Metazoa; Chordata; Actinopteri; Clupeiformes; Clupeidae
Gene: gbp
Product: glycogen synthase kinase binding protein
Exons: 1
Coding region: 77-562 (161 amino acids)
Cellular component (GO): cytoplasm
Source: RefSeq, a predicted model, not a curated record